Messenger RNA from Dreissena polymorpha, 1933 nucleotides. Its product is annotated as ras-related protein Rab-9B-like. The record is from RefSeq and is a predicted model, not a curated record. Gene Ontology annotation, cellular component: lysosome; phagocytic vesicle; late endosome. The transcript has 2 exons. Gene Ontology annotation, biological process: retrograde transport, endosome to Golgi. NCBI's taxonomy places the organism in Eukaryota, Metazoa, Mollusca, Bivalvia, Myida, Dreissenidae. The coding region runs from base 159 to 770 and encodes 203 amino acids. Gene Ontology annotation, molecular function: GTP binding; GTPase activity.
AUGUAGAAUGUAUGCGUUUUAGCUCACGUGAAGAGUCAUAUGACCAUGGUGACGUCACGAAUGUGUAAACAUUUAGCAGAAUAAAUGGGAGACGAAAUCGAUCAAAAAUCAUGAUAAUUUAAAUAAGUUAUUGGCUUAAACUUCUGUGGUUGGAAGAAAUGGCCGGGAAGUCCAAACUUUUGAAGGUGGUUUUGCUGGGAGACGGAGGCGUUGGAAAGAGUUCCCUGAUGAACCGCUUCGUCAGCAACAAGUUUGACUCCCAGUCCUUUCAUACGAUAGGGGUGGAGUUCCUAAAUAAAGACGUCGUUGUAGACAAUGAUUCAUACACAAUGCAGAUAUGGGACACGGCUGGCCAGGAGCGGUUCAAGUCCCUGCGUACCCCAUUCUACCGUGGCGCAGACUGUUGCUUGCUUACCUUCGCUGUCGAUGACAUGCAGAGUUUCAAAAACCUGUCCAUGUGGAAGAAGGAAUUUUUGUAUUAUGCAGACAUUCAGGAUGGAAACGCAUUCCCAUUUGUUAUCUUAGGUAAUAAAGUUGACGUGGAAAAUCGAGUUGUAAACGAGGAAAUGGUGCGGGACUGGUGUGGCCAGAAUGGUCGCUGUCCCUACUUUGAGACCAGUGCAAAAGACUCCACCAAUGUGGAUACUGCAUUUAAAGCAGCAAUUGAGAGACUGCAAGAGCUAGAGGAUCAGAUAGAGGAGAAGACACAACAUGGUCACACAGUGGAUCUUAAACGGAAAACAAAGCAAUCAGGAGGCUGCUGCAAUUAGUCUGCCUGUUCAUCAGCUUUUGAUUAAAAAUUAUAUGCUUUGGGGAAAAGGGGCUUAAUGCAUGUGCACAGGCUAAUUAGUUACAAUAUUUUCUCCUUUUUUAGAUUUUUUAUCGUUUAAAGCAAAAAUCCAGCCUAAGCGAAAAAUCUUGUUCCUGAUUAGCCUUUCCAGAUUGAACAGGCUAAUCUGGAAUAAUAUUUUUCUAAUAUGCAUUAAGCCCAGUUUUCCUAGAACAACGCACAAAACAUCCCUGUGUUUUCUGUCCUAAGUGAAACUUAUAGUCACAUGUUAUUUGAAAUAGCAUAUUUAUUAUAUCAUGCUGACAAGUUCCUUUGAUUUGUUUGAAUAUUUCUUACCUUCGGCUUGUUUAAAUGUCUAUCCUAAUCAUGUUUCUUUGUCAAAUGUGUGUGUAUGUGUAGCAAUAUGAACUUGUUGUUAAAUAUAUUAAAUUUAUUUUUAAAAAUCCAUACUUUUUUGCUUCACUUGAGAUAGAUUUGUAAUGAGGAGUAAUGUUACAAGUCUUUUGUCAUUAGAUGUGAGAUGCGCUGUGGGAAAACUGGGCUUAAUGCAUUUGAGUAAAGGGCACUUUUUUCUAAAUUGGAUUUCUGUUAAGAUGAGACAUCCUUUAAACGAAAAUUCAAUGAAAGCAAAAAGUGUUGUUCAAGGUUAGCCUGUGCAAACUGCACAGGCAAAUCUGUGACAAAUCUGUUCACACAUGUGUUAAGCCCUGUUUUUCCAAAGCUAGGCUUAUAUUUGCUUAUUUAUUACAAGGAAGAAUGCAAUAACCAUUAAAAGAUGUAACUAUGGAUUGUGGGGAUAAAUUAUUCAUUAACUGUGCAGAUGAGUUGAAGUUAUAUGAAAGACUGGGAUAUUUAUUUGAAUGAUAAAACAUGAUUUAUCAUGAUGAUGCAUAAUAUUUUUAGUGGAAAAUAGGUGCACUGGUUCUUACUUUUAGGAUAAGCAUGCUAACUAAGUGAAAAAUCUGUUAAAACAUAAGGACAAGGAACUGCAUUUAAAGAUGGAAAAUUCAUGUGAUGUUUUUAUAUAAUUUGCUAAAUUCAAGGAAUUUCCUAUUCAUAAAAACUAACACAUGUUAUAAAGGUUGGUUUUUUUUACUAUCAAAAGGUUUUUCUCAUUUUGUAUUAAAAUACAUUUGUUUUUUA